Messenger RNA from Anolis sagrei ordinatus, 909 nucleotides. RefSeq names its product guanidinoacetate N-methyltransferase (gene GAMT). Gene Ontology annotation, cellular component: cytoplasm; nucleus. Gene Ontology annotation, molecular function: guanidinoacetate N-methyltransferase activity. The record is from RefSeq and is a predicted model, not a curated record. Gene Ontology annotation, biological process: creatine biosynthetic process. NCBI's taxonomy places the organism in Eukaryota, Metazoa, Chordata, Lepidosauria, Squamata, Anolidae.
GAUCCAAACUUGGCGAGCCCCUUUCUCAUGUGCAGACUCAGCUGUUUCUGCACACACAACACCCCCUUGGCAUGGCUUCCACCGCUGGACUUGCCACUCCGAUCUUUCGGGAAGGAGAGGAUUGCAAGGCUUCAUGGAAAGCUGCCGGUGCUGGCUAUGAUUCAACGGACACCCACUUGGAGAUCCUGGGGAAGCCGGUCAUGGAGCGCUGGGAGACCCCUUACAUGCACUCCCUGGCCACCGUGGCUGCUUCAAAAGGUGGCCGGGUCUUGGAGGUGGGCUUUGGCAUGGCUAUUGCUGCCACCAAAAUUGAGUCGUUCGACAUCGAGGAGCACUGGAUCAUUGAGUGCAAUGAAGGGGUGUUUCAGCGGCUCCAGGAAUGGGCCAAAACGCAGCCUCACAAGGUCGUCCCUCUGAAAGGAUUGUGGGAAGACGUUGUCCCGACGUUGCCCUCUGAACAUUUUGACGGAAUCCUUUACGACACGUACCCCCUCUCGGCAGAGACCUGGCAUACUCACCAGUUUGGCUUCAUCAAGGGCCAUGCCCAUCGGCUCCUGAAACCCGGCGGGGUCCUCACCUAUUGCAACCUGACUUCCUGGGGCGAGCUCCUCAAGACCCAAUACUCCGACAUUGAGAAGAUGUUUCAGGAGACCCAAGUGCCGCACUUGGUGGAGGCCGGAUUCCGGAAGGAGAACCUUAGCACCAGCGUCUUGGACCUCGUCCCUCCGUCCGACUGCAGGUACUAUGCCUUCCCCAAGAUGAUCACCCCCAGAAUCACCAAGUAAGACGGAGGGAAGAGAAGCAGCGACGUCACAAGAAGCACCCAUCGUGGUUGAUUUGCUGGACCAGAAUCCCUUUGCAACAUGUGAGCCACUCUUUCAACAAGAAAAUCUAUAUUUCCACACCUUU